This is a messenger RNA of Thamnophis elegans (Western terrestrial garter snake), 3409 nucleotides long. It is a transcript of the gene DENND1B, whose product is annotated as DENN domain containing 1B. Lineage: Eukaryota; Metazoa; Chordata; Lepidosauria; Squamata; Natricidae. Gene Ontology annotation, biological process: endocytosis; endocytic recycling. Bases 839 to 3109 code for a protein of 756 amino acids. The record is from RefSeq and is a predicted model, not a curated record. The transcript has 22 exons. Gene Ontology annotation, cellular component: cytosol; intracellular membrane-bounded organelle; nuclear speck. Gene Ontology annotation, molecular function: guanyl-nucleotide exchange factor activity; phosphatidylinositol phosphate binding.
UUUUCUAGUUCUGCUCUUGAAUUUUCCUUCGUAAAGCAAAUUUAUAAACGUAAACAAGUAUUAUUUUUUAAUCCUUAUCAACCUCUUUCAGAUUUGCCCCCUUUUCAGGUUAGUCUUUCAUUUCACCCCUGCAAGAAAAUGCGAUCACUGCCUGCCCCUCUUUCCGCGCGAGGCUUCUGAACUGACAGCGAGGGAUCAGCUGAGUUCAUGGCGCCCAGCGGAUCCCUCCAGAAACGGGGUCCCAGUUGGGGCAGAGCGAAAGGCCUGCGGUGGGCCGCCUUGUCUGCGGAGGAGCAUCUUCACUUUCAGUUCAGUGUGAAGCGCCGUUUCCCCUCCUUUCUCCCUCCCGAGUGAAGUUGCUCAAAGGCCCCGGCAGAGCCUCCCUUUGCCCCCUUGGGGGGAAUAACGGGGCCCCGGAGCUCCUGGCCGGAGGGACCCUGCGGGGAAGCUGCUGCUUUGCCCUCCCGCCCGUCGCAGCGGCCCCGGCCGAGGCCCCGGGAAGCGGCUCCUCCGGCCCCGCAGCGCUUCCUGCUUCCCACAAGGUGCCGAAGUGGCCGCUUCUCUGCGCCAGGAACUGCGAGGUGGAAGGGAGGCGGGCAGGGAGGGAGGAGGCGCUGCUUUUGCGGCCGCCGUCACGCCGGGCCGGGCAGGCGAAGGAGCCAGAACUCGGGCCACCCUCGGCGGAGACGCCCGGGAAGCCGCCCGCGAGCCCGGAGGGGGGAAGAAGGGCCAGCCAGACCAGCGUCCCCUCCCUCCGCCCAGGCCGGGCCGGCGCUGCCUUCUCCCUCCAGGGGCCGCCGCCGCCGCCUCCUGGGACCCCCCGCCCCGACAUGCGACCAUGGACAGCAGGAUCAAAGAAAAUCCACAGACUACCUUCGAUUUGGUGAUACAAGUAAAAUGCCAGGCUUCUGAAAAUGAAGAUCCUGUGGUUUUGUGGAAGUUCCCGGAGGACUUUGGAGACCAGGCAAUCCUCCAGAGUAUACCUAAAUUCUGCUUUCCUUUUGACAUUACAAGGGUAACGCAUGCCGGACAGCAUUUUACUUUUGUGCUCACUGACAUUGAAAGCAAGCAAAGAUUUGGAUUUUGUCGUUUAACAUCAGGAGGCAAAGUAUGUCUCUGCAUCCUAAGCUAUUUGCCAUGGUUUGAGAUGUACUACAAACUUUUAAAUACACUGGCGGAAUAUUUAGCUAAAGAACAGGAAGCUGACUUGAAUGAUUUAUUAGAAACAUGGCAUAACCAUUCUGUGCCAGAGGCAAAUACUCCAAUCAGCUUAAAUUUGCAUUCGUAUUUUAUUACUCCUGAUUUAACUGGAUUACCAACUGUUCCUGAAAGUAGAAAUCUUACUGAAUAUUUUGUUGCUGUGGAUGUGAAUAACAUGCUACAACUUUAUGCCAGCAUGUUGCAUGAGAGACGCAUCAUUAUUACCUCCAGCAAGCUAAGCACUUUAACCGCUUGUGUCCAUGGGUCAGCUGCAUUGCUAUAUCCAAUGUACUGGCAGCAUAUAUACAUCCCGGUGCUCCCACCACAUCUCCUGGAUUACUGCUGUGCACCAAUGCCUUAUUUGAUCGGAGUUCACUUCAGUUUAAUGGAGAGAGUCAAAAGCAAGUCACUGGAGGAUGUGGUGAUGCUAAAUGUUGACACAAAUACAUUGGAAACACCAUUUAAUGACCUGAGCAAUCUACCAAGUGAAGUGGUCUCGGCCUUGAAAAGCCAACUGAAGAAGCAGUCCACCGCCACCGGGGACGGAGUAGCCAGGGCGUUCCUCAGAGCUCAGGUGGCCUUGUUUGGUUCCUACAGAGAUGCACUAAGAUACAAACCUGGAGAGCCUAUCGUUUUCUGUGAGGAAAGCUUUCUCAAGCAUCGUUCCAGUUCUACUAAACAUUUUCUGGAAACUGCGGCAAAUCUCCAACUUUUUAAACAGUUUAUCGAAGGUCGACUUGCAAAGCUAAAUGCAGGAAGAGGAUUCUCCGAUAUAUUUGAAGAAGAAAUCUCAUCAGGAAGUGGAGGAAAUUUAAGAACAUACCAUCAAUGGAUGCAUACUGUGAAGAAAGGAGGAGCCUUGAUCAACACAGCAGUGAAUAAAGCUACUCCAGCUGUCAAAACAGCAUACCAAUAUGCAAAGAAUCAUGCAAAGCAGGGAAUGAAAGAGGUGAAGAGUAAGUUGAAACACAAGGAAAGAGAAGAUGGCUAUGGAAUUUCUAGCUCAGGUUUUUCACAAUAUGCUCCAUUCUAUACCUUUCAUAAUUCUCCAAGAGAGAACACAGAAAAAAGGCGACUUGCACAGACGCGCUUUGGGGAUGUCCCAACCAAUAGGCCUCAUAAUGACUCAGCCUUGGAAGAAGAUGCUGAUGAUGAACUAGACCCAGGAAGCAAGUUGUCAUCGGAAGACAGUGAGGAAACAUCUUACUAUUUAUAUGACAGUGAUGACUCUGGGGAAUUAGCCAAAACGUCUGUUCCUCCUGGAGAAAUGGAUCUGCUGGGGGAGAUUUUGGAUACCCUCAGUACACAUAGUUCCGAUCAAGGGAAACUCUCGGGGGCAAAAAGCUUGGACUUUUUUCGAUCGAUGGAUGACAUUGACUACAAGUCAAAGAAUAAAUCCAACACUCCAAGUGAGAGUAAUCUUGCCCUACUCUGUAGUGGUUGGAAUCAGCGACAAGAUGACAGCCAUCUCACUGAGAAGAAGCUUCCUCAAUCACCCAGGAAACCUGCUCCUUCUGGCGGUGGUAGAGAAUCUGUUUUUGUGCUAAAUAAAGAAAAACCCAACCUCACCUCCAGUGCUGAUGACUUGACCUCGCCUAAUAAUCAUCCAAGAUCUCCAGAUUCACCCCAAGAAACUGUGCAGGGACUUUCUCUGCAAACUUUGCAACUGAAGAGUAAGUGGAACGAAACACUAAGCAGGACCUCUACAGAUGAGAAUUCACCAAGCUUGAGUCCCAAUCCAUCUUUCCUUGUUCCAUGGGAGAGAGAAGCCCAAGAUGGAAAUGGAAUUCUUGAAGAAGGUGGGCUUCUUGAAGAAGUGGUGUCCUUAUGUAAACUGACUUCCGCUUUCAGUCAAGGUUUAAACAUUUCAGGGGACGGGUUUUCCAACAGCAGUGGGAAUCAAACGUAAGGAAUAUUAUUUAUUGAGGAGUUACAUGCGUGGUAAACGACUAAAGGAAAACAACUCAGGAUAUCAUAAUAAAGGAAAUAAGAGAUCUUCAGGUUUUUUAAUCUUUAGUUUUAGUUGGCCUUACUUUGUGUUUUUAUCCUUUUAUUUUCAGCCUAUCUCCUUUGAAUAUAUGUGCUCCACUUCAGUUCACAAUGUAAGCUUGCAUUUGGGACGGGGCUGUAUAAGAGAAUCAGUUUGGUCUAGUGCAGUGUUUCUCAACCUUGGCUACUUGAAGAUGUCUGGACUUCAACUCCAUCACUG